CAGAUCGUACACGCAGCAGCGGCCAAAGGCAGUCUCCGGCUCCGGCGCUCGGUCCAGUUCGCCUACCGCCGUCGCUCGGUUAAGUACGUAACCGUCAGUGCCGGUGACGUCGCGACGCACGUCGUUUCGUGUCAUUACGUAUCCGCGUAUCCAUCAGUGACGUUUUACUGCCUCGCGGGACUGAACCACGCGGGUGAUGCAUGGUCCGUAACGCGUGAUAACCUCCGGACAUCUCGCCCCCAGAAUUCAUGAUCGAUGGAAGGGUAACAAAACUCUUUCCCGUCGCGAGCGUCAAGUUCGUUGAACCGGUAACUUGGAAACGAAGGAAAAGGUGCGAGGAAACGACGGGGUGAAGGAUCUCUCCACGAAAGAGUAGUGAUAGCCGCCGGAAUCGAGUCCGUAGAUCGACAUCAACCUGGCCCAAAAAGUGGCGUAAAUUCCUGCGGGAGGACAAAGAGAAAAGGAAGGAGCAAAUAAGAGAGAGCGAAAGAGAGAGAGAGAGAGGAAGAGAGGGGCUCCAGGCAGCGGCGGUGGAGGCUACGACGGAGGGCGCAGGGGAAGACGGCGGGGUGAACCGGAACCGGAAAUGGCUGCGAGGUGGCUGCUACUGCUGCUGGCGCUCCUCGCCGCCCACGCCGCGGCUCUUCCUGAUUUCAUUAGGAUAGGCGGGCUGUUUCAUCCGUCGGACGACAAGCAGGAAGUGGCCUUUCGCUACGCCGCGGAGAAGAUCAACGCCAACCGAGACAUCCUACCCAAGUCUCGCCUCAGCGCCCAGGUCGAGGUGAUACAGCCACAGGAUAGUUUCCACGCCUCGAAACGAGUGUGCCACCUACUGCGAGGCGGCGUGGCGGCGAUUUUUGGACCGCAGAGCGCGCACACGGCAUCUCACGUGCAGAGCAUUUGCGACACCAUGGAAAUUCCGCACUUGGAGACACGCUGGGACUACCGGCUUAGACGGCAGAGCUGCCUCGUCAACCUCUAUCCGCAUCCCACCACUUUGUCCAAGGCGUACGUCGAUCUGGUGAAGGCCUGGGGCUGGAAGAGUUUCACCAUUAUCUACGAGAACAACGAGGGGCUCGUGCGAUUGCAGGAACUUCUGAAAGCGCACGGACCCAGCGAAUUUCCCAUUACGGUUAGACAGCUGAGCGAGGGAUCAGAGUAUCGGCCGUUGCUAAAACAAAUCAAGAAUUCUGCGGAGUCGCAUAUCGUGCUCGACUGUUCCACCGAGAGGAUCUACGACGUGCUGAAACAAGCGCAACAGAUUGGAAUGAUGAGCGACUAUCACAGCUACCUUAUCACGUCACUGGACUUGCAUACCGUCGACUUAGAAGAAUUCAAGCACGGCGGGACCAAUAUCACUGCCUUUCGAUUAGUGGACCCGGAGAAGCCGGAAAUCCAGAAGGUAAUUCAGGACUGGAUCUACGGUGAGAAGCGCUACAAUCGCGAGCUCGACAUGGGACAGAACAGUAACAAGAAUAAUCUCACUACCAUAAAGACUGAAACGUCGUUGCUGUACGAUGCCGUCCAUCUCUUCGCCAAGGCAUUACACGAUCUCGACACGUCCCAACAGAUCGAUAUCAAGCCGUUAUCCUGCGAAUCAACGGACACCUGGCCUCACGGAUACUCGCUCAUCAACUACAUGAAGAUCGUAGAGAUGACGGGGCUCACGGGUAUUAUCAAGUUCGAUCAUCAGGGAUUUCGCUCCGACUUCGUUCUAGACAUCAUCGAGCUGAAUAACAAAGAAGGCUUGAAGAAAAUCGGUACUUGGAACAGUACCAAAGGUAUCAACUUCACGAGGAGCUACGGCGACGUUUACACUCAAAUUGUUGAAAACUUACAGAAUAAGACUUUCAUCGUGACGACUAUAUUGAGCGCGCCGUACUGUAUGCGGAAGGACUCGAGCGAGAAGCUCACCGGAAAUGCGCAAUUCGAAGGCUACAGCAUCGACUUGAUUUACGAGAUAUCGCGGCUGCUUGGAUUCAAUUAUACGUUCCGGCUUGUGCCGGACGGACGUUACGGCUCGUACAACGCGCAGACGAAGGAAUGGGACGGGAUGAUGAAGGAGCUGCUCGAGCAAAAGGCCGAUCUCGCGAUCGGUGAUCUCACCAUCACGUACGAUCGGGAACAGGUUGUGGACUUCACGACGCCGUUCAUGCCUUUAGGGAUCAGCAUACUUUACCGCAAACCCAUAAAGCAACCGCCGAAUUUGUUCUCGUUCCUCAGCCCUCUUAGCCUCGACGUUUGGAUCUACAUGGCAACGGCUUAUCUCGGGGUCUCCGUGCUCCUCUUUAUACUAGCCAGAUUCACGCCAUACGAAUGGUACAACCCGCAUCCGUGCAACAAAAAUCCGGAUCGUCUGGAGAAUCGCUUCAAGCUACUUAACUGUUUGUGGUUCACCAUUGGCUCCCUAAUGCGGCAGGGUUGUGAUAUUCUGCCAAAGUUCAGCCCCUACGAGUGGGAGAACCCCCAUCCGUGCAACGGGCAGUCCGAGGUCCUUGAGAACGAGUUCACCCUACUGAACUCGCUCUGGUUCACCAUAGGCUCGCUCAUGCAGCAAGGCUCCGAUAUAGCGCCGAAGGCCGUGUCGACUCGCAUGGUCGCCGGUAUGUGGUGGUUCUUCACGCUGAUCAUGAUCUCCUCUUAUACGGCUAAUCUCGCGGCUUUUCUCACCGUCGAGAGGAUGGAUUCCCCGAUCGAGAGCGCCGAGGAUCUCGCUAAGCAGACGAAGAUCAAAUACGGUGCUCUCAAAGGCGGCAGCACGGCGAGCUUCUUCAAGGAUUCCAAUUUCUCGACGUACCAACGCAUGUGGUCCUUCAUGGACUCGGCGAAGCCGUCGGUAUUUACGGGGAGCAACGUCGAGGGCGUGGAUCGAGUGAUCAAGGGGAAAGGCAGUUACGCAUUCCUGAUGGAAUCCACCUCCAUCGAAUACGUAAUUGAGAGGAACUGCGACCUCACUCAAGUCGGCGGUCUCUUGGACUCCAAGGGAUACGGCAUCGCCAUGCCGCCAAACUCGCCGUACAGAACGGCCAUAAGCGGGGCCAUCCUGAAGCUCCAGGAGGAAGGGAAGCUACACAUGCUGAAAACGCGCUGGUGGAAGGAGAAGCGAGGCGGCGGAUCCUGCAGGGACGACACCUCGAAGAGCAGCUCGGCGGCGAACGAGCUCGGCCUGGCGAACGUCGGCGGUGUCUUCGUGGUGCUGAUGGGCGGCAUGGGGGUCGCAUGCGUGAUCGCGGUCUGCGAGUUCGUGUGGAAGAGCCGGAAAGUGGCCAUCGAGGAGCGGAAGCAGAAAUCCUCGGGGAAACCGAUCUGCGAAGGUUUUACUGAUCUGCACUAGCGACGGUACGCGCUGCGCUGCGAAUAAACAGAUUCUUAAACUCAAGCCGUACCUCAAAAGCGUAUCCGAUCCGAGUUCAGUGGACCUAAGGAAGAACUCCAUCACACGGGAGAUCGGAAAAAACUGUAUAAAGAUCGUAAAAUUAUAGGGACAAACGAAAAUAAUCGGACAAGAAAAAAGCAACGAGCCUUGACCUUUCCAAUUUUCCUUCCAAAAUUCUAUCAAGUAUAUCAUUCAAUUUAACGAAACAAUUUGGGAAAUACAGAAAUAUUUCUCCUCAAGUUACGGUGCUCACAAAAGUAUAACUUAUUCAAUAUUUUGAAUAAAUUUCUAUUCAUGCGAACAAACUAUUAAAAUUCGAUUAAUAACA
Messenger RNA from Temnothorax curvispinosus, 3704 nucleotides. RefSeq names its product glutamate receptor ionotropic, kainate 2 (gene KaiR1D). The record is from RefSeq and is a predicted model, not a curated record. Bases 587 to 3334 code for a protein of 915 amino acids. NCBI's taxonomy places the organism in Eukaryota, Metazoa, Arthropoda, Insecta, Hymenoptera, Formicidae. The transcript is spliced from 19 exons. Gene Ontology annotation, cellular component: postsynaptic membrane; plasma membrane. Gene Ontology annotation, biological process: modulation of chemical synaptic transmission; monoatomic ion transport; synaptic transmission, glutamatergic. Gene Ontology annotation, molecular function: transmitter-gated monoatomic ion channel activity involved in regulation of postsynaptic membrane potential; glutamate-gated receptor activity.